UUAGUACAAAAAAUUCUGACAGAAAACCCGAAAUUCACUAUGAAUAUUUUGAUUUAUUUUAUAUAAAAAAAUAACUUUUUAACUCUUAUAAAAUAAGGAGAGCUUCUCCCUUACAAACCGGUACUCUGCAAAUCAUGGAAGAGAAGAAUCAGAACCCAAUGAAUCUAUUCCAGCAGCUGAUGGAUGAAGGCUACCUUCUUCCCAUACUAACCGCGCUAAUCUUCCUCUCUCUCUCCUCUCUCUCUCUCAAACUUGUCUCCAAAUCCACAACUACAACUCUACCGGGCCCUCCGAAACUGCCCAUCAUCGGCAACCUCCACCAGCUGGGCAAGCACCCCCACCUCUCUCUCUUCUCUCUAGCCCGGAAAUACGGCCCGCUCUUCCACCUCCAGCUCGGCGAGAUCUCCACCGUCGUCCUCUCAUCAGCGGCCGCGGCUAAGGAAGCCAUGAAAACCCACGACCUCGCCCUCGCGACCCGACCCGAGAUCUUCGCCGCCAAAGCCCUCUUCUACAACUGCACCGACAUCGCCUUCGCCCCCUACGGCCCCCAUUGGAGAAACGUCAGGAAGCUCUGCACGCUCCAGCUGCUCAGCGCCAAGAGGGUCCAAUCGUUUGCCUUCGUUAGGGAGGAAGAGGCUUCUAGACUCGCCGCCCGCGUGUCGGGCUCCGCCGCCGCCGUUGUCGACUUGUCGAAGCUGCUCAAUCUGUACGCCAACGACGUCCUCUGCCGCAUCGUUUUCGGCAAGGAUUUCUCCGGCGGCGGAGGAGAGUAUGAGAAGUUUGGGUUUAAAGAGAUGCUUGAUGAGUAUCAAGAAUUGCUUGGAGGGUUUUCCAUGGGAGAUUUCUUCCCAUCGAUGGAGUUUUUGCACAAGCUGACGGGGCAUAGGGCUAGAGUUGAUCUAGCUUUCCAGCGUUUUGAUAAGCUUUUUAGUGAUGUGAUUGAGGAGAGGGAGAGGAUGAGUUGCAGAGAAGGGCAAAACAGGGAUUUUGUGGAUAUUUUGCUUGAGUUGCAGAAGAAUGGAGAUGGUGAGAUUCCUCUCAACAUGGAUAAUGUCAAAGCUAUCCUCUUGGACAUGUUUGCAGCAGGAACAGACACAACAUUCAUAAGCUUGGACUGGAGCAUGACAGAGCUGCUAACCCAUCCCAAAAUCCUCCAAAAGGUCCAGUCCGAGGUCAGAAACGUAGUCGGAGCAAAACAGUUGGUGUCUGAAGCCCAUCUCCCUCACCUCCACUACAUGAAAGCCCUCAUCAAAGAAGUCUGGAGAUUGCACCCCCCCGCGCCGGUCCUUCUCCCGCGUGAAUCCAUGGCCGAAAUCGCCAUCAACGGCCACACCAUCCCUGCUAAAACGCGCGUCUUCAUCAACGCGUGGGCCGUAGGCAGGGACCCCGAGUGCUGGGAGAAUCCAGACGAGUUUGAGCCAGAGAGAUUCUUGAAUUCGGAGAUCGAUUUUAGGGGCCAAGAUUUCGAGCUGAUCCCGUUCGGAGCGGGAAGAAGAAGCUGCCCUGCGAUAACGUUCGGGGCGGCAACUGUGGAGAUGGGAUUGGCGCAGCUUCUUCACAGUUUUGAUUGGGAGCUGCCGCCGCGGGUUCAGCCCCAUCAUCUUGACAUGACCGAAGUUUUCGGCAUCACAAUGCACCGGAAAUCGCCUCUCCUCGUCGUUGCCAAACCGCAUUUUUCUGAAUUCCACAACUCACAUACCUGACUAAUACUUAAUGCUAGAAGCUACCUCCGACAAAUUCGACAAGUUCACAUAGUAAGUCAUGAUUACAAAUUAAGAAGGGGUGUUAAAUGAGCUAGAUAAUUUAAAUCUUGAUCCUUUUGAGUACUAGUUCAUAUUUAGUAUUGAUUAGAUUAAGAGUCAGAUUCAUAAGUGGAGCAUCUUAAAAGUCUCAUGCAUUAGGUUAUUAAUAUCAAGUAUCUCAAGAAUCACCCAUUACACAUUAUAAAUAGUUUUGCUCUCAUUUGUAAUAUAAUCAAGUAAAACAAAGUAGAAUAUAUGAGUGUGCUGUAGCAACUCAAGCAAAACUCUAUUUC
This is a messenger RNA of Salvia miltiorrhiza (redroot sage), 2035 nucleotides long. Its product is annotated as cytochrome P450 71AP13-like. Gene Ontology annotation, molecular function: heme binding; oxidoreductase activity, acting on paired donors, with incorporation or reduction of molecular oxygen; monooxygenase activity. The coding region runs from base 135 to 1703 and encodes 522 amino acids. Lineage: Eukaryota; Viridiplantae; Streptophyta; Magnoliopsida; Lamiales; Lamiaceae. The transcript is spliced from 2 exons. The record is from RefSeq and is a predicted model, not a curated record.